Molecule: messenger RNA, 943 nt
Organism: Paramecium octaurelia
Lineage: Eukaryota; Ciliophora; Oligohymenophorea; Peniculida; Parameciidae
Source: the annotation of a GenBank genome assembly
GAUGGACGACAAACUAUACGAAUUGUUCCAAAAAACACUGAUAGAAAAUUCGAAUGUGAAUAUCUAGAAGAUUGUAUAAGGAUAAGCAAGAGUGAUCCAAUAGAAUACUCAACCAUUAGGUUAAAAAAAUGAGGCCAUUUCAAUAAAGGAUGUUUAGAAGAAGUUGGAAGCCAUAGAAAAGAAUUUAAUGAUACAGGAUUCAGCCAGGAAAAGAAGAACAUCUCGUUAUCAUUCUAAAAAGUGUAGCAUUAAAAUUAAUACUCAAAAUGGGUCGAAUUCUCCAUCUCCAUAUUAAUUGGAUUUUGAAGAUGCAAAGGAUUACGAAGUUGAUAUUUUAAGAAAGGAGAAUCAGAGAUUAUAAGUAUGACUAAAGUAAUUAAAUAGGAACGCUUAGAAUAGUUGAAAUCAUAAAAUGGGGAUGAUAAUUCAGAGGAUUUGAAUCGUGAAAGAGAGAUUCUUCAAAAGAUGAAAAAGGAUUACUAAAUUAAAGAUGAUGAAUUGAAGAUAUUAAAUAACAAAUUAGAUCUACUGGAAAUUGAUUUAAAUAAGAAACAUUCACAACUAUUACAGAGAUCUAAAAAACUGGAAGUGUAACAAUAGACUCUAUAAAAGAAUGUAUAUUAUUAGAUGAAUAAUAAUUAGGAAGAACAAAUCAAAGAAAAGAGAGAUUGCAUUGAUGCAUUACAACAACAAAUCAAUCUAAAUAUUUCUUAAGUGAUCUCACUGAAUAAGUUUUAAUUAUUAUAAUAUUUUUAGAAAUGAAUUAAAACUAAAAUUACCACAGAAACUGGGAGUCCAAUUAGAUGUAAUUGAACAACUCAUUUUAUCAACUUUUAAAGAAAGACAAGUAGCUUAACAAGAAUAUCUAUGUUUAAGAUAAUUGAAGAAUGUUGUUAAAGAUCAAUAAAAAGAAUUAUUAAAGAAGAUCUAAAUCUGAAUAACU